AUGUUCCUACGGCCCUGGAAGAAGGACUCGGCAACAAAAGACACGGAAUGGACCAUCGAGCAGUACGAGGAUGCGAGUGAAGAAGCAGCUGCUACGGAAGAAGAGAACCGCGAGUUCCAGCGGGAGCAACAGCUGCCCCUAAAGUUCGCUGCGGACACCCGCCUCGCCACAAGAGAUCUGUUAGGCCGGCACACAGAGGACGAGCCCAAGCGGAUUGCGGAAGUCUACACCAUGCGGUUCGGGUAUCUGUCGGACCCGCUCAUUGGCGAAGGAAGUCUUGCGGCACUAGCAACCAAGGCACCCACCGCGGCGCAAUGCUGA
This is a messenger RNA of Saxophila tyrrhenica, 321 nucleotides long. RefSeq lists its product as uncharacterized. Lineage: Eukaryota; Fungi; Ascomycota; Dothideomycetes; Mycosphaerellales; Extremaceae. Bases 1 to 321 code for a protein of 106 amino acids. The transcript is spliced from 2 exons. The record is from RefSeq and is a predicted model, not a curated record.